ACGCACUAAUAACUUUGUUAACCUAAAUAAUUUAAUAAAUUUUUUUGUUGCUUAUAUAAAAUGCAUGUCAAGUGCUUCAUGCCUUCACGAUGAUUUCUUGUUAUAACGAAAUAUGCUCAACUUCGGCCUUGCAAUCGCGAAAUUAUUAAUAAUAAUAUUUACUUCUGUUUUUGUAUUUCUUUAUCUCGCAUGUAAAAACUCACUCAUAAAAGUCCUCGUAAUCAAGAAACGAAUAUUGAAUCACUCGCAGCAUUGCGUACGUUAAUUUGUGCAUAUGUUUAAUGCGUGCACUUAAAUAAAGUACGGGAAUAGGUUUUCAAAUGUAAGCGCUCGUAACUUUGAGUUUGCGCAUUCGUUUUUCUCACAAGCGAGUUAGAGAAUCGAGCCCCAGUUGUCGAAAUCGCAAGAAUUCGCGUCGUAACGGGCCGUGACCGUGACAUAUCUAUGACGAAGUAAACCCAUCGGUUCGCCGAAAAGAUUGUAUACAAACAUGUUCUGUGUUAACGAAUAACGAUCGAGGACACGUUGGAAUGCUCUGAUGAACCGCUAGUCCAUAACUUUUAUUCGACGCAUGCGAGAAGCUCGUACGCGACGACGCGUACAGCUCUCCUGCGGCUCCGAUUUCGUUGACAAUAACUCCAGCGUGAGGAGAAAAUAACGUCGAUUCGCAAAUGAUAAUUGUACGAUUGUCCUGUAUGAAGUAUGAAGAUGGCUUCCUUGGAGAUUGAUGAUUUAUUGGCUGGGCCACUAGUCACUUGGUUUACUAGCUGUCUAGAAGAUCCCAAUGUAUUGGCAAAUUAUGAAGAUUUGGUAGAUGGUGUCUUACUGCAUAGUGUCUUCCUGCAAAUCAAUCCGGAACCACUACAUGAUGAAGUAGUGCCUUCUAAUGGCAAUCCUGUUAUACGUACGAAAAACUUAAGGACUAUAGUACAAAAUAUGAAGCAGUUUUAUGAAGAGGAGUUGGAUCAUUUGCUUUUAAGAUUACCUGACACUACAAAUUUAGGAAAGGAACCAGAAUUGUACAUACCAGAUAUGAAAUUGUUGCUGCUGCUACUUCUCGGAUGUGCCGUCCAAUGUCCAAAUAAGGAAAAAUUUAUUACUAAGAUAAAAACGCUACACGUUGAUACGCAGCUUGCAAUAGUAGAGUGUAUCAAACAGGUUACGGAUCAUCAAGAUAUAGUCAUUACACAAGAUGCUAUGGAAAACGCAAACAUGGGUUAUCUGUUUGUUCAAAUCAAAAAAUGGAUCCAAGAGUUGGAUUUAUAUCGAGAGAAAUGGAGAGAUGCGACUUUGGAUGAUAGUGUUGAACGAAACGAUUCCUCGAUUAGUGCUGAAUCUGAGGAACUAAGUAAGGUACAACAAUCUCAUCCUGUCAAAGCAGAAAGGGAAGAUAAUCAUCAUUAUGCAGUUGAAUUGGCUGACUGGAAAUCUAAAGUUCGAAAACAACGUCAAGAAUUGGAGGAAAAAACGGAAGCUUUACUUGAAUGUAAGGAAGAACUUGAGCAUAAUAAAACAUUGCUUGUCAAGCUGAAGCAAGAUAAUCAAGAAUUAAUGCACGAAGCUCGUACUGCUAAAUCAUACAGAGAUGAGUUAGACGCUGUGAUCGAGAGAGCAGAUAGAGCGGAUCGUUUAGAAAUAGAGGUAACGCGAUAUAGGGAGAAACUCACAGAUAUUGAAUUUUACAAAACUCGGAUAGAAGAGUUACGCGAAGAUAACAGAGUUUUAAUGGAGACCAGAGAAAUGCUUGAAGAGCAGCUAAGCUCAUCAAGAAGCAGAGCAGACAAAGUUCUGGAGCUCGAAUCUGAAAUCAUCAAGCAUAAGCAGUUACUUAACGAUAUGGCGCUGGAACGUGCCGCAGACAAAGAAAAAUAUCAAGAGCUUGUAGAGGAAAAUACACAACUGCAUCAAUUAACGAAAGCUGCAGCUAGUGAGGCUGCGUUAGCUGGAUCAAGUGAUUCCGAAGAACCAGUGCACAAUGACAACAGACUGUCCGAACAAUUAACAAGCAACGCUCAGGCUCGAGCAUUGAAAUUAGAAUUAGAAAAUCGCCGUUUAAACACUUUAAUUGAUUCACUAAAGGAGAGUUCGUUCCAUGAAAAUUCAUCUCGCGUUCUGGAGUUGGAAAAGGAGAAAAAGAAGCUUUCAUUGAAAAUUGAAUCAUUAAACGACAAUAAAGAAAGACUUACGCAACAGAACUCAGAUUUGGAAUUAGUAUGCAAACAAGCAUUGGAAGAAAAUAAGAAACUUCAGAACACUCUUAAAAAUCAACGAACUUCCUUCGAGAAACAGCAACAAGAAGUCCAAACUCACCAUGCGAAAAUGAUGGAAUUGGAAAAGAAUUACGAUACUGCAGUGAAAGAGAAGCAACGUGUUCAAUUAUUACUGGAGAGCGUACAACGACGUGCCGAUGAUUUAGAACGCACUCUGGAAACGACAAAUCAAAAAGUUGAGGAAUUAAAACUCAUUGAAAACAAUGUUAAUGAUAUCAACUCCAAGUGCCUUGAUUUUGAAGUGAGGUUAACGGUGACAGAAAAAGAGAAAGACUCUGCUCAACGCGAUAUUCACAAGUACAGAGAAAUGAUUGAGGAAAAAGACGUAGCUUUAGACAAGUCGACGAACACGAUUGAGGUUUUGGAGAGGAAAGUAGGACAACUUGAACAGGAAUUACAGGAUUGUGUUAUGCAAAUAUCAAGAUUGCAAGAAAUUGAGCGGUCCAGUAAAGAACUUGAUUCGCGAGCUGCGAUUGAUAGAGAGACUUUGGAAAUACUUCAGUCCAACCUCGUCGCUGAGAAACUAAGCAAUCAACAGUUGUACGCAGUUCUAGAGAAACUCGGCCUUAGCGAUAAUGUACUGUUGUCCGAACCUUUAGAGAUCAUCCUCGAAAAAAUUGCCCAAAUACCAGAAGUAAUAAAUCAUAUUAAAAAAUCGUUUGCGUCUGAGAGCAGUGAAAAUGCAAUGUCUGAAACUUGUUCCGACAAGGAAAGCGGCGAUGCCAACAAGACCUUAGAAGCUGUGAUAGAACCUUUAAAGCAAGAACUGGAACAAUUGCAAAUCAAAGCAUCCAUGUCUCAAACAGCGAUGGAGCAUUUGUUAUCUGAAAAUGCUAAACUCCAGGUCCACAUAACAACAUUACAAUCGCAGAGCAAUUCAUUAACCGCACAACACACUGCGUUGCAAUUGGCAAAUUCACAGCUUGUUGCGGAAAAAGAGGAGCUUUUGAAAGAACGCAGUUCACAACAGCACAUCUAUUCCGCGCUACUUCACGAUCAGAAUACAUUGCAAUCGUUGCACGAGCAAUUGAAUAACGAGUAUGAAAAUAUGCUUCACGAGCGGGACGGUCUUAAAUCGAAUUUAAGGGACGUGAAGAAUGAAAACAGGACUCUGCGUGAAACUGGCGAGCGAUUAGAAGCGAGAAAUGAAACGUUGCAAUCUGAGCGGGAAGCUUUAAUUAACAAUACAAAAAGUUUAAAUAAUCUGCGAGGAGAGCAUUCUAAAUUGAAGGACGACUUCAGAAAUCUGUACACUGCAAGCGAAAGAUUGAAAGCAGAAUACAGGAGCCUGCAAGAUGAUUAUAGGAAGAACAAAGUCGAGAUGAACCGCUUGAGUUUGAAGCAAACCGAGAUGCAGGGCGAGCUUAGUGUCAAAGACGAACAGUGCUCGGAUUUGAAAGUAGAAGUCAAUAGUCUUAAUGAACGAUGUGAUAUGCUGCUAGAAAUGAACUCUGGAUUGGAUAAUGACAGGCGAUCCUUGAUGGAGCACAUAAGUCUGCUGUUUACACAAUACCACGAACUUUUAACACACUCGCUUCAAGACAAGGAGCACUAUCACAUGGAGGAGAAAUUGUUCGCAGAUAAAGUUAAUCAUCUGUACAGACAAAAAGAAAAGCUGGAAGACAAGAUUAUGGAGCACUAUAGAAAAUUGAACAGCUGCACUACUAAAAAAAAAGGUUUUGGAGCGAGUUUAGUUCGCAGAGUAAGGAAAGCUGGAUCGGAACUUCUCAAUAAGAAUCGACGUUCGUGGGCCGAGGAUUCCAAGCAAUCGGACAGUAAAACUUACGAGUCGGAUACAGGCGGGAACGAUUCCGAUGCGAGUACCGACGACUAUCGCUUACCCGGAACAAGCAGAGUUUUCGGAUCAGACGCGCUUGGACACGCCGGGACCAGAAGAACAGUGUACUAUACUGAUGACUCACCGCCGUCGUCCGCUUCUUUACCCACGGACAGGUUGCUAGGCGAACCCUUCCAGGAGCAAGGGGACGACGUGCACGCCACCCCGAUAGAGACGAAUUUAAAACCGGAAGGGCAAGUGGAGUCGCGCCCCUUCCUGAUCUACAAUAAAGUAUCAGCAGUCAUAAACGAAUCCAAAAACGUUAGUAAUAGUCCGAUGAAGGACGCGACGCAAGACGAAGUACUUACCGAACCCGCCGCCGAUAAGGAGCCAAAGACUGGGAGUCCGAUAUGGUACGAAUACGGUUGUGUAUAAACGUCCACACUGCCCUUGAUGCUUCCAUUAGUAUGUUUGAAAGAGAAAAAAGAUGAGAGAAUAUAUAUAUGUAUUCUCGCAAUUUUAAAUUCACAGGGAAACAUAUGUAUUUUCUUUUGAUUCUUACGUAUAUGUUUCCCUGUUAAUAUAUCAAUUGCACAUAUUUAAUAACGAAAAAUCGUGCAACGUGAAUAUAAAUCAACGUGAAUAUCAAUCAAAUAGAUUGCAAAAUCAUCAAAAAGUAUUACGCAUACUAAAGAUUUAUUUUUUCUAAGUAAAAACGAACUGCCGUAACUUGGACUCAUUGUUCUCAAAAUUAUAAAGUAGACAUAAGAAUAGAGCGCCUACGAGUUCCUACAAAAACUUGGUGUUAAGAUAAGUUAAAGAUAUGUGUUUUAAUCAUUUAAUUAAAAUUUGCGAACUUUUUGUGCGACAAGUUCUUUUUUAUCAUAUAUAUAUUUUUUUAACUCACAAGUCUUUUUAAUUGAAAUUUUGAUAAUAAAUUUGCUUUUUAUUCGUAAGUAAGCGAGAUUAGGAUAUUUAAUUCGUUAAAGAUCUAUGAAUUAUUAUCAAGAUUGAAUUGCAAUAUAAGUAACCGCAGUGUGAUCGACUUUAUUUAACGUUCAAUUGGUUCUACUCUUACAUAUUUGCAUGUACGAUGCAUAUUAAUCCAAGUUUUUUUGUUUAUAUGUUAUACAUGGCUAUUUAACAUUGCAUAUCAACUGCUGAAACAUAGUUGAAAUUCUCAGUUGUACUUUUACCUUUCUGUUCUUUAUUGAGAGCAGCAUUUAUAUAGUGGACAAGAGUUUGUGCUGAAAGUAACAACAUGUACGUGCAUUUAUGUUUACAAUUACACUAAUUACCUCUUUGUCGCUCGGUUCUUAUCACGAUAUAAGCUACUAGAUUAGUUUUUACGUUUUGAUAUUUAUAUAUUUUUAUAAUAAUUGUGUACAUGUUAUGUGUAUAAGUAGUACGUCUUCUGCAUCUCAAGAUUUUAUCUAAAUCUAAUGCGAUUUUGCACACAAUACAAUUAAGUACUUAACUGGUCGAUAUAUCGAAUAACAUACAUUUUUUUGUCACAUUCUUGCCAUUUUCAACUAUCGUCUUCUAAUGUAUAAGGUGUACCGGAUCAACCGUGUCAUCUGUUAAUAGCAGGUCAUUUGAACAUGAAAAUCUUUAGCGAAAUGUCGAGGCUGAAAUGAUUUUGAGAUGGAAAGUGUUUAAAGUUGACCGAACUGAUUGUCAAAAAUUCAGGCACGUUGCAUACUAAUUUUUAUAUUCUCACCAUAUCAGAAAUCUACUAUUAAUGGGUCAUACGAUUAGUCUGCGACACCUUGUAUAUUUUACAUUAUUUUUCAAUCUAUUUUCUUAAUAUUAAGAUAAAACAAAUUGGAUUGACUUACCGGCACGCAACAGCGGAGUUGAUCUGCAACAUACAAAAAGUACAUCCAGAUUAUAGCAACAAACAAAUAUUAAAAUAAUUAUUUGAGAAAUCAGAAAACUCGUCAGAGUCUUGCGCCAAGUUAAACUUUUACUCAUUCCUCUCUUUCUCUCUUUUUUAUGCAAAUAUUUCAAAGUCUCCAUGUGCAUUACGUUACAUAAUAUUUUGCAAGCAAUAUUUUGUAAAUAACAGAUAACAAAUAAAUGAUUACUUACUCUAAAGCUGCUCCGCUGGCGCCCUCCUUC
Molecule: messenger RNA, 6168 nt
Organism: Linepithema humile (Argentine ant)
Lineage: Eukaryota; Metazoa; Arthropoda; Insecta; Hymenoptera; Formicidae
Gene: Girdin
Product: protein girdin
Biological process (GO): cytoplasmic microtubule organization; cytoskeleton-dependent intracellular transport
Cellular component (GO): centrosome; cytoplasm
Molecular function (GO): dynein light intermediate chain binding; microtubule binding
Source: RefSeq, a predicted model, not a curated record